GAAACACCUUGUAGAAAAGAUCACUUUGCAUUUUACUCGCCGCGCCACAUUGCCCUUCAAGUAGCAUGCCACCAUCGCCUCAGUCGGCCGACGCCUUUCUCCAGGACGGCUCGGACGCCUUCCACGCAUCACUGGCUGCGCAGCUCGAGACGUCGAUGGGCAAGGCCAUGCCGCAGAUGGAAAUCCGCUUCCAGGACCUCUCCAUUUCGGCCGAUGUCUCCGUCGCCACCAAGGACGGCCAUGAGCUCCCGACGUUACUCAACCACGUCAAGAAGAUUGCGCGCGGCCUCGCUCGCAAGAAGCGUUCGAUCCGAAAAGAUGUGCUGCACCCGAUGUCCGGUGUUUUCAAGCCCAGCACGACGACGCUCCUCCUCGGCCAACCCGGCUCGGGCAAAUCGUCGCUCAUGAAGAUCCUCUCGGGUCGCUUUCCCAUGCACAAGAACAUCACGGUGGGCGGCAACGUCACGUACAACGGCGCCAAGUCCGAGGACGUCAAGGCGCAGCUGCCGCAGUUCACGGCCUACAUGAACCAGCGCGACUUUCACUACCCGACCUUGACCGUCAAGGAGACGCUCGAGUUUGCCCAUGCAUGCAGUGGCGGUGCCGCCGUGCCUCAGCGCGUCCUCGACUCGCUGGAAUACGGCUCGCCCGAAGAGAACGCACAAGCCAAGGCUGUGAUUCAGUCGCUCUACAACGUCUACCCGGACAUUAUCACGCGCCAGAUGGGUCUCAAGAUCUGCGAAGACACGAUCGUCGGCAACGCGAUGCUCCGCGGUGUCUCGGGCGGCGAGCGCAAGCGUGUGACCGUCGGCGAGAUGGAGUUUGGCAUGAAGCAGGUCUCGUUCAUGGACGAGAUCAGCACGGGGCUCGACUCGGCGGCAACGUACGAUAUCGUCAAGUCGCAGAAAGGCAUGGCCGAGUCGCUCAAGAAGACGAUCGUGAUUGCGCUGCUGCAGCCGUCGCCCGAAGUCUACAACCUCUUUGAUGACGUCCUCCUCCUCAACGAAGGCCACGUCAUGUACCACGGUCCGCGGUCGCUGGCUCUCGAGUAUUUCGAGUCGCUCGGCUUCAAGUGCCCGCCCAAGCGUGACGUGGCGGACUUUCUGCUCGACCUUGGCACGCCGCAGCAGGCGCAGUACGUCGCCUCUGGUGCCUCGCUGGCAACGGUUCCUCGGUCGCCCAGCGAGUACGCAGAGCUCUUCCGCCAGUCGGCCAUCUACAGUGCGAUGAUGAGCCACGUCAAAGGCCCGCAUCACCCACUGCUUCUCGCGGCGUCCGAGAAGCACAUGUCCGAGAUGCCGGCGUACCAAGUGCCAUACAUGGAGAGCACCAAGAUGCUCAUUGCACGUCAGCUCAAGGUCUUUUUGCGCAACACGGCGUUCGUCAAGAGCCGUCUCUUCAUGGUAUUGCUGAUGGGUCUUCUGUACUCGUCGACGUUCUACCAAGUCGACGCAGAGAACCCGGUCGUCGUCCUUGUGCCCAUGAUGCCGGCGGUCUUGGAAGCGCGCGAGAUCUACUACAAGCAGCGGUCGGCCAACUUUUUCCGGACCUCGUCGUUCAUUCUGGCGCAGUCGUUCACCCAAGUGCCGUUCGCCUUGGGGGAGACCUUGGUGUUUGGUGCCAUCAUGUACUGGAUGACGGGCUUUGUGUCGACGGCCGGCGCGUUCCUCACGUACCUUCUCAUGCUCUUUCUAACCAGCUUAUCGUUUGCCGCGUGGUUCUUCUUCCUCGCGGUCGUCUCGCCCGAUCUCCAUGUCGCCAAGCCGCUCUCGAUGAUGGCGAUCCUUGUUUUCUGGUGCGUGCGCGCACUGGCCAUCAACCAGUACUCGUCGGCCGAGUUUCAGCAAUCGACGUACAACGGCCGUGACUACCUCAAGCUGCGCGGUGACACCAUGGGCAACUACAUGCUCAAGACGUUUGGUCUCCAGACGGACACGAUCUGGAUAUGGUACGGCGCCAUCUACCUCGCGGCGUCCUACUUUGUCUACCUCGGUCUUUCGUACCUCGCCCUCGAGUACAAGCGCUACGACGCGCCCGAGAACGUCUCGGUGAUGGUUGACGAAGAAGACGACACAGCCGACGCAUACACCAAGGCACCCAAGACUCCAGCCAACGCUGUCGACGGACAAGUGGCAGUGCAUGUCGCUGGCGCAUCGUCGUCGUCCGCGCCAGUGGCACUCGCGUUCAAGGACCUCUGGUACUCGGUGCCCAACCCAACCAAGGGCGAGCCGGACCUCCAGCUGCUCAAGGGUAUCAACGGCUACGCUCUUCCCGGCACGAUCACGGCGCUCAUGGGCUCGUCCGGCGCCGGCAAGACCACCUUGAUGGACGUCAUUGCCGGUCGCAAAACAGGCGGCAAGAUCGAAGGUCAGAUCCUCCUCAACGGCUACGCAGCCACGGACCUCGCGAUCCGUCGUGCGACGGGCUACUGCGAGCAGAUGGACAUCCACAGCGAGAGCGCGACGUUCCGCGAGGCGUUCCAGUUCAGCGCGAUGCUCCGCCAGUCGGACGAGAUCCCAACGGAAGAGAAGAUGGCGUUUGCGGAAGAGUGCCUUGAGCUCCUCGACAUGAAGAACCUCGGCGACAAGAUCAUUCGUGGCGCGUCGGUCGAGCAGAUGAAGCGUCUGACGAUCGGUGUCGAGCUUGCGGCGGCGCCGAGCAUCCUCUUCUUGGACGAGCCGACGUCCGGUCUCGACGCUCGGUCGGCCAAGAUCAUCAUGACGGGCAUCCGCAAGAUCGCCUCGACAGGUCGCACCGUCGUCUGCACGAUCCACCAGCCGUCGACCGAGGUGUUUGAGAUGUUCGACUCGCUCCUCCUUCUCAAGCGCGGUGGCGAGACCGUCUUCUUUGGCGACCUCGGCACGAACGCGAGCCAUUUGAUCAGCUACUUCAAGUCGAUUCCCAACACGCCGCCGCUUGUCGAGGGUGCGAACCCGGCGACGUGGAUGCUCGAAGUCAUUGGUGCCGGUGUCGAAGCCAAGAACACCAACUUGCCGCCCAACGACUACGUCCGCAUCUUCAACGGCUCGAACGAACGCGGUCUUCUCGCGGCGGCGCUCGAUCGCCACGCUGCGCCGCACCCGUCGCUGCCCGAGCUCACGUUUGGCAAGAAGCGUGCGGCGUCGUCGUCGACGCAGUUCAAGAUGGUCACGCAGCGCUUCUUCCGCAUGUACUGGCGCACGCCGUCGUACAACUACACGCGCGCGAUGCUCUCGAUCAUCCUCGCGGUGCUCUUUGGUUUGGUCUACCGCGGUGUCGACUAUGCGACGUACAUUGGCGCCACCGGCGGCGUCGGCAUGAUCUUCAUGACGUCGCUCUUCGUCGGUUUGAUCUCGUUCAACAGUGUGCUGCCGCUCGCCUCGGAGGAACGCGCGUCGUUCUACCGCGAGCGCGCGUCGCAGACGUACAACGCGCUCUGGUACUUUGUCGGGUCGACGCUGGCCGAGAUCCCGUACUGCCUCGUCACGACGUUUGCUUUCACCAUCAUCUUUUACCCGUUUGUUGGCUUGAACGAGUCGGUCGGCGCGUGCCUCUUUUACGGCCUCAACCUCUCGCUCCUCGUCUUGAUGAACGUCUACUUUGGUCAGCUCAUGUCGUACUGCAUGCCCCGCGUCGACGUUGCUGCGCUCAUGGGUGUCCUCCUCAACUCGGUAUUCUUCCUCUUCAUGGGCUUCAACCCGCCAGGGUCGCAGAUCCCGAGCGGCUACCGCUGGUUGUAUCACAUCACACCGCAUAAGUACUCGGUCGCACUUCUCGUCGCUGAGACGUUCGCCAAGUGCACGGACGGCAGCCAGCUCGGGUGCCAGAUCAUGCCCGAAGACGGUAUUCCGCCAAGCUUGUCGGCGGCGCUCGGCACCAAGAACGUGACGGUCGCCAAGUACGUCGAGCACGUGUACGAGAUGAAGUUUGACGAUCGGUGGAGUAACUUCGGCGCGGUCAUUGGCUUCAUUUGCUUGUGGCGCAUCCUCGCGCUGCUCUCGCUUCGCUAUAUCAACCACCAAAAGAGAUAAGC
This is a messenger RNA of Saprolegnia parasitica CBS 223.65, 4012 nucleotides long. RefSeq lists its product as hypothetical. Gene Ontology annotation, biological process: transmembrane transport. Gene Ontology annotation, cellular component: membrane. The coding region runs from base 66 to 4010 and encodes 1314 amino acids. The record is from RefSeq and is a predicted model, not a curated record. Gene Ontology annotation, molecular function: ABC-type transporter activity; ATP binding; ATP hydrolysis activity. Lineage: Eukaryota; Oomycota; Saprolegniomycetes; Saprolegniales; Saprolegniaceae. The transcript has 3 exons.